UUUGUACAGGUUGCGCUUCCAGUUGCUGUUGGUAUUGGCAUUGAAUGGCAGCCUCAAUCUCACGCUCCACAGUGCCCGCGCCCGCGUCCGGCGUGCAGACACAGUCCACCCUGACUGCUUUGACGAUGCGUCCCGUCGCGAUUGCCGUCGUCGUGGUGGCUGCGCUGAUCAUGCUGGCGGGCGUCGCUACUGCUUCUAGCCAGGCCGACCCGGUCAGCCCGAGCGUCUUCUGCGUGCGGUUUGCGACCAACGUCAAUGGCUCGUCGGUCAUUGCAGUCAACGUUACGCGUGCCUACGCACCGCUCGGCGCAGACCGACUCUACGCCCUGGUCCAGGGCGACUUUUUCGACUCGAACGGCAAGGAGGCCGCCUUCUUCCGCGUCGUGCCGGGCUUUGUCGUCCAGUUUGGUAUCAGCGGCGAUCCUGCUGCAAAUGCCAAGUGGGACAACGCCAUUCCGGACGAUCCCGUCGUCGCGAGCAACAUUGCCGGAACAAUCUCGUUCGCCACCGCCGGUCCCAAUACGCGCACAACGCAGCUGUUUAUCAACUAUGUGGACAAUUCAUUCCUCGACCAGUCGGGAUUUGCGCCACUUGGCGUUGUCACGCGUGGAAUGGAUGUGGCCAAGAUGAUUUUCAACCCGACGCCGGGAGACUCGAACGGCGUCGACCAAGACCAGUACACCGAGAAUGGCCAGGCAUGGAUUGAGCAGAACUACCCGAACAUCAACUCCAUUACUGGCGCGAACGUCACGACGGGCUCGUGCUAAUGGAGGCAUGUUGCAAAUACCUGAUUGUGAGCUUGAGUGCCUGUAAAUACUAGGAUUGUUGAAAGUUUUGAAAGAAAAAAAAAACCUUCAAUCUCCUGUCAUGGCUGGAGUUGGACGACUCGG
Messenger RNA from Capsaspora owczarzaki ATCC 30864, 890 nucleotides. RefSeq names its product cyclophilin-type peptidylprolyl cis-trans isomerase. NCBI's taxonomy places the organism in Eukaryota, Filasterea, Ministeriida, Capsasporidae. Gene Ontology annotation, biological process: protein peptidyl-prolyl isomerization. Gene Ontology annotation, molecular function: peptidyl-prolyl cis-trans isomerase activity. The record is from RefSeq and is a predicted model, not a curated record. Bases 45 to 767 code for a protein of 240 amino acids. The transcript has a single exon.